Messenger RNA from Penicillium waksmanii, 2862 nucleotides. Its product is annotated as glycoside hydrolase family 115 protein. NCBI's taxonomy places the organism in Eukaryota, Fungi, Ascomycota, Eurotiomycetes, Eurotiales, Aspergillaceae. Bases 1 to 2862 code for a protein of 953 amino acids. The record is from RefSeq and is a predicted model, not a curated record. The transcript is spliced from 4 exons.
AUGUUUGAGGAACAGUUGGUCACUUUUGACAGCUCGUCCGAGCUUUUCGACCUCGUUGGAGCGACGAUUUUCACCGGCUCCAACGAUUUCAAGGGAGUCCACCAUGCAUCUCGGGCGCUUGCUGAGGAUUUCGGUCGAGUCACCAAGGGCGAUGCCAAUCCCUUUCAAGUCGCGGACGAGGGCCAGGCCGGAUUUCUGGAGCUGAAAGGAUCAAACGCGAUUAUUAUCGGCUCGAUUGAUUCAUGUUGGAUCCUCCAAGUGCUCGAAGAGUCGGGAAAAAUUGAUAGCAGUUCAAUUCGUGGGAAAUGGGAGUCGUUCAGCACCGCAGUCGUCGAGAGCCCCUUUCCUGGCUGUGAAAGGUCGCUGGUGAUUGCUGGAAGCGACAAGCGAGGUGCCAUUUUUGGCGCAUACACACUAUCUAGCCAGAUCGGAGUUUCCCCAUGGUAUUGGUGGGCAGAUGUUCCCCCGAAGUUUCACACCGAGAUCUUCGCCCUUCCUAUUCAAACCACCCACGGCGAGCCAAGCAUUCAAUACCGUGGUAUAUUUAUCAAUGAUGAGGCUCCAGCGCUGACUGGAUGGGUAUUGGAAAAGUUUGGAGGGUACAACUCGGAUUUUUACAAGAAUGUCUACGAGCUCCUGCUUCGGCUAAAGGCAAAUUUCAUGUGGCCCGCCAUGUGGCCAGGGUACCCAAACCCAGGAGCAGUCUUCUUUCUCGAUGAUCCAGAAAAUCAGCGCCUUGCAGACGAAUAUGGCAUCUGUGUCUCAACUUCCCAUCACGAGCCGAUGCAGCGAGCUACAACAGAGUGGUUCGAAGAGGGCCGCUCGGAUGGCACGUGGAAUUGGACAACCCAUAGAGAGGAGAUUAUCGAGUUUUUUCGCAAAGGCGUUACACGCGCAAAGGGUCUGGAAUCAUAUUUCACAAUGGGAAUUAGAGGGGAAUACGAUAAGGGCAUGGUUACAAAAGACCCUGGCGCCGUGGUCCGAGAUGUACUCGAACAGCAGCGGACACUGUUCAAGGAGGUACACGGUAGAGAGGAUGCUGUUCCACAAGUCCUCGCUCUAUACAAAGAGGUCCAGGACUUAUAUCAAGCGGGUGAAUUUGCGGUCCCUGAUGAUGUGACACUCUUGUUCGCCGACGACAAUUUUGGGACUCUACGCCGUCUCCCUUCUGGAUCCGAGAAGUCAAGAGCUGGGGGGUGCAGGUAUAUAUUAUCAUUUCGAGGGAAAAUUUAUCAUCAACUAAACGAAGCUUACCAGCGGAAUGCUCGAAAAAUAUGGGUGUUCAACAUCGGCGACAUAAAGCCGAUCGAAGUACCCCUGACAUUCGCAAUGUCGAUGGCUUGGAACAUCAACUUCGUGCGUCGCGACAGCAUUCCUGAAUUCCUAGAUAAUUUUGCUACGGAUUGCUUUUGUGGAGAUUUGAGCAAGGUCAUUGUCCCUAUUUGGCACGAGUACGAUCGUCUUGUUCGCCUCCGUAAACACGAGCACAUUGACCCAGAAACAUUUUCUUUGCUUCACUAUAAUGAAGCUGACAAUAUUUCAGUACGAUGGCAAGCACUAGCUUUAGCUUCAGAACGUCUUUACGAGACCGUUCCAACAGAACAAAAGGCAGCAAUUUGGGAGCUCGUGGUUCAUCCUGUCAAAUCCAGCUUCAUCUUCACCCAGCUUCGUGUCGUCCAAGCCCGUAACCAGCUUUAUGCUCGCCAGCGACGAAACACAGCCAAUAAACUUUUGCGACAAGCCCUGGAUCUUUUUGAUGCAGAUUUCAAGCUAUCCCAGGAAUUCCAUUCACUUCUGGAUGGCAAAUGGAAUUAUAUGAUGUGCCAAGCGCACAUGGGUUACGGCGAUAGCUGGCACGCUCCAUAUAGGGAUGCUAUUUUCGGCUUAGCAUACGUCCAGCGUGGUCAAAACAGCAACAUCAUUGUCGGUCAGAUGGGAGUAGCUGUGGAGGGGCACGAAGGUGUUCGACCUGGGCGAAUCAACGAGGAAAGCGAACGCACGCACCCUAGCCGGCGCGAUCUCGUCCCAGGUCUAACUCUCUCCUUGAUGAGUCGAUAUGGACCUGCAAAAAGGUGGUUCGACAUAUUCACUCGAGGCACGCAAACCAUUCACUGGAGCUGCUCAGUGCCUUACUCCUGGAUUCAUCUUUCGCAAAGUGAUGGAGUUCUUGACCCCGAUGGCGACGAUUCACGCAUCGCAAUUACGAUUGAUUGGGAGAAAGUACCGACCGAAUUUGAUGAGAAGGUUCUGAUCAACAUUUCAUCGAAAGAGGGUGACUUUGAACAUGUUCAUCUCCCUAUUCAUGGCCGGCGGGUCCCGGAAUGUUUUUCUGGCUUCGUCGAAUCAGAUGGCUGUGUCGCCAUUCCUGCUUCGGGGCUGGGAACCAAAGAGCCAUACCAGCAUCACCCCGAGCUUGGCCGAGAAAAUGAAGGGGCUGUCACAAUUGGCAAUUCAAGUUCAAUAAAUGGCAGUAUUUCCUUCCUUGAUUAUCCUAUUUAUACCUUUUCGCAUUCCACGCAAGCCACCAUUACCCUCUAUUUUAACAUGACUCUUGAGAUCGACCCAGCACACCGAAUGUCUUACGAUAUUGUUAUCGAUGAUCAGCAAACUACAUCACAUUAUCUUCUCCCCGACCCCCGUGUACCAAAUAGAUUACCGGCCGAGGGCUGGCUCGACUCUGUCAUGGAUUGCGUCUGGCGAAGGAACCAUGAUUUUCAUGAUCUUGAGAGUGGGGACCAUGUCCUUCGCCUGCGGCUAAACCAUCCGAACCUUCUUUUGGAGAAAAUCGUCCUGGAUCUUGGGGGAGUUCGGGAAAGUUAUUUAGGGCCACCGGCGAGUUUCCUUAUUGAGUCGCAGCAUUAA